GGAGGAUCAGAGGGAUCUUGGGGUCCCAGUCCAUAGGGCACUCAAAGCUGCUGUGCAGGUUGAGUGAGGCUUAUUACCAGGUUAAGAAGGCAGGCGGUGCAUUGGCCGUCAUCAAUUGUGGGAUUGAGUUUAGGAGCUGAGAGGUAAUGUUGCAGCUGUAUAGGACCUUAGUCAGACCCCACUUGGAGUACUGUGCUAAAUUCUGGUCACCUCACUGCAGGAAGGAUGUGGAAACGAUAGAAAGGGUGCAGAAGAGAUUUACAAGGAUGUUGCCUGGAUUGGGGAGCAUGCCUUAUGAGAAUAAAUUGAGUGAACUUGGCCUUUUCUCCUUGGAGUGACGGAGGCUGAGAGGUGACCUGAUAAAGUGUAUAAGAUGAUGAGAGGCACUGAAAGUGUGGAUAGUCAAAGGCUUUUUCCCAGGUCUAUAGUGGCUAACACAAGAGGGCAUGGUUUUAGGGUGCUUGGAAGUAGGUACACAGAUGUCGGGUAAGUUUUUUUACACAGAGAGUGGUGAGUGCGUGGAAUGGGCUGCCAGUGAUGGUGGUGGAGGUGGGUAUGAUAGGGUCUUUUAAGAGACUCCUGGAUAGGUACAUGUUGCUUAGAAAAAUAGAGGCUAUGGGUAAGCCCAGGUAAUUUCUAAAGUCAGGAUACAUUCAGCACAGCUUUGUGGGCUGAAGGGCCUGUAUUGUACUGUAGGUUUUCUAUGCUUCUGUGUUUCUAUGGAUGGAAUGAUCUGUUGGAUGGCACACAAACAAAAGCUUUUCACUCUAUCUCAGAUGAUUCAAGAUUCAAAGUACAUUUAUGAAGUACAGAGUACACAAUCCUGAGAGUCGUCUUCCGCACUGACAUGAAAGAAAACAUUAAACCCUUCCCCCCAAUGCACAAGACAAAGAAAUCACACAAACGGUAAAAAAAACGAGUCACAGAACACAGAAUAUAAAACACAAAAUUGAGAGUCCAGCCAUGUUCACUUCAGUGUCAUUUGUUAAUGGCUGGCCACCCCCACCCCGAUCAAAAUAGCCCAAAGGAGAAACCGGUAAUCAGAAGCACAUGGUUACGUGAUCUGCAGAUUCCAAUCCAUAUAUGGAUUAAUAAUAAACUAUUUACCAAUUAAUUACAAACGAGAAAAUCUGCAGACACUGGAAAGCAAAGUAACACACACAAAGACACGGGGCAGGCAGCAUCAAUGGAAAAGAGUAAACAGUCGAUAUUCUGAGCCGAGAGCCUUCAUUAGGAGUGGAAAAUAAGAUGAAAAGUUAGAGUAAGAAAGUGGGGAAGGGGUAAGGAAGGAGUACAAGACGAUAAGUGAAACUGGGAGGGGGGCAUGAAGUAAAGAAUUAGGAAGUUGAUUGGUGAAAGGGAUACAGGGUUGGAGAAUUGGGAAUCUGAUAGGACAGGACAGAAGGCCAUGGAAGAAAGGGAAGGGGGAGGAGCACCAGAGGGAGGUAAGGAGAUAAGGUGAGAGAAGGAAAUGGGAAUGGGGAGUAGCGAAGGAGGAGGAGGGGGAAUUACCAAAGUUCGAGAAAUUAAUGUUCAUACCAUAAGGUUGGAGGUUACCCAGACAGGAUAUAAGGUGUUGUUCCUCCAACCUGAGUGUGGCUUCAAUGUGGCAGUAGAGCAGGCCAUGGGCUGACGUAUGGGAAUGGGAGGUAGAAUUGAACUGUGUGGCCACCGGGAGAUCUUGCUAUUACUGGCGGGCGGAGCGUAGGUGCUUGGCGAAGUGGUCUCCCAAUCUAUGUCGGAGGCCACACCGGGAGCACCGGAUGCAGUAGAUGACCCCAACAGACCCGCGGGUGGAGUGUCGCCUCACCUGGAAGGACUGUUCGGGGCCCUGAACGGUAGUGAGGGAGGAGACGUAGGGGGCUGGUGUGAAACUUGUUCCCCUUGCAAGGGUAUUUGGGGCUGACUUGCUUCCACUUUGGUGCUGUGGCUUCUGGAAUGGCUAAUGUAUGACUCUUCAAGCUGUUCCUGAGGGCCAGGCAUUUACAGGAAAAAGAAGAAAUGCAAUAGAAUUUAUGAAAACUAAAUAAAAACAAAGACUGACAACCAACAUGCAAAAGGAAGCCGAAGAUAUUGCAGUGGUGCACCCUCCACGUCUUGUGGAUGGUGGUGAUCAUCUUGAUGGCUGUCGGACUGGCAAUCCAGACCCUGGGCAUGACCGACAAGAAGAGGACAAGAUCCCAAAACGUGGAGGUGCCGCGGGUUGUGCCAGUGACCAGCCGGGAAGUGCGGGCGCUCGAGGACUCCUGCCACCUCAAGACUCACGUUAUGUUCCUGAAAACGCACAAGACAGCUGGCAGUACCAUCCUCAACAUCUUGUACCGCUUUGGCGAGGCGAGGAACUUAACUUUUGCGCUACCUGCCUCCUACCAGUUUGGAUAUCCCCUCCUCUUCAGUACGAGAAAGAUUAAAUUUUACAAUCCCCUGAAGGCCCAGGAGUACCAUAUCAUUUGCAAUCACAUGAGAUUCUACAGGCCACAGGUUGAGAAAGUGAUGGCAAAGGGGACUUUUUAUUUCUCGAUCCUGCGGAAUCCGGUCACCUUGGUGGAGUCAUCCUUCACCUAUUACAAAGGGUCGAGCAUGGCCUUCAGGAAGGUUGAGUCGUUGGAGCAGUUCCUGAGUGAGCCCUGGAGGUACUACUCUCCCAAGGAGCGAGGCAGCCAUUAUGCUAGGAACCUCAUGUGGUUUGACUUUGGCUUUGAUCACAAUGCAAAUGCCUCACAACACUACGUGGAGCUGGUCCUCAGCGAGAUCGCAAGCACUUUUCACCUCAUCCUCAUCUCAGAGUACUUUGACGAAUCGAUGAUCUUAUUGAAAGACGCGCUCUGCUGGGAAUUUGAUGACAUUGUUUCCUUCAAACUGAACUUAAGGAGUAACAUCACGGUGAAGAAGCUGUCUGACCAGGCCGCCGAUCAGAUCAAGGCUUGGAACUCAUUGGACUGGAGCCUCUACUCACACUUCAACAAGACAUUCUGGCAGAAGGUGGAUCAGUAUGGCCGUCAGCGAAUGAGGAAGGAUGUCCUGAUCCUGCAGGAUAAGCGGAAGAAGCUGAUGGACUUGUGCCUUGAAGGCAGCAGCCCAGUGGAUGCCAGUCUGAUCCAGGAUCAGAAUAUCAAACCCUUCCAGUACGGCCGAGCUCGGAUCAUGGGUUACAUCCUCAAUUCAAACCUCAGUAACAGCACGCGGGAGAAAUGCAUUCGCAUGGUGAUGCCUGAACUCCAGUACAAAGACCUGCUGGAUGCCAAGUUCUUCCCCUCUGUCCCCAGCAGGAAACUCCUUCAGGCAACUUUGCCGCAGUUCUGAAACAACAUGGCUGAGUCAAGACUCCCGUCAUUCCAAGAACUACACCUCCUAAUUAUUUAUAUCACAUCAAAAGCUGGCUGUCUCGGACGAGAAGGCCUUCAGCCAAGUACCCGUGAUCCUGUGGUCAAAUCUGUCGGGUAUUCUCGUGUCCAAUAUCAUAGCAACCGGGAUGUAGAUGUUGGCGAAGAGGGUAUUUUUUUCUUAGGACUUUGGGAAGGAAAGAGGAUACGCUUCAGUCAGCAGGCUGGGCUUGGGAAAUGCAAACUGUGCAAGGAGAGGACCUUACUUUUGUUACCCUGGCCCAGCCCAAUGUGUCCAGGCAAGUUGGCAUGUCAGCCCUUGGGGGCACUGGGAAAUUGGACUGCCAUGCAUCAGGGAGAAGGGUCAGAGUCCUGUAGCAAAUGGAGGGGGUGGGGUAUGGGCAGUGAAUGCCAACUGAUGCCACAAGUACUCUGCCCUCAAGUACAUUACAGCUGUGAUCCACCAGGCGAUGUCAGUCGCCUCUGUGAAACAAUGAGAAUGGGGAGUGCAAACUGGAAAAUAGAUUCUUUUUAACCCAGUUGCAAGAAAUGUAACUGAAACUAAAGCAACCCAAGUUCGUUAGCCUUCUCCAACAUUAAUGCCUUCAUUUAACAUGCUCUGUAAACUUCCUCAGUGGCUGAGCUGCACCUGUAUCCCCCCCUGUGGUGCCCUGCCUGAUUAUCGCUCUGGUCAGCACCCAGGGGUUUCCUUUCAAUGUUAGCAGCACUGUGUACGUGGAAAGGUGAAGUUCCAUGUUAGCCAUAGACAUGAUUCCACAAAUUUGGAAUUGUGGAUGGUGAGAAGGCUUGGCAAGCUUUGAAUUCCCAACAGUGUUUUAUUUCCAGGGGUAAGUAUUUGGAGAAUGGUUGAAAUUAGUGGAACUGCCAAGGUGUAGCCUGCGCUUAUAAAGAGUGUGCUUAAAUGCUACAAUAAAAGCUGUUGUGAGUUUGA
Hypanus sabinus (Atlantic stingray) is the source of this 4275-nucleotide messenger RNA. Its product is annotated as galactose-3-O-sulfotransferase 2-like. The transcript is spliced from 6 exons. Gene Ontology annotation, molecular function: galactosylceramide sulfotransferase activity. The record is from RefSeq and is a predicted model, not a curated record. Gene Ontology annotation, biological process: glycolipid biosynthetic process. Bases 2104 to 3303 code for a protein of 399 amino acids. NCBI's taxonomy places the organism in Eukaryota, Metazoa, Chordata, Chondrichthyes, Myliobatiformes, Dasyatidae. Gene Ontology annotation, cellular component: membrane.